Scaptodrosophila lebanonensis is the source of this 407-nucleotide messenger RNA. RefSeq lists its product as uncharacterized. The transcript has a single exon. The coding region runs from base 1 to 402 and encodes 133 amino acids. The record is from RefSeq and is a predicted model, not a curated record. Gene Ontology annotation, molecular function: protein binding. NCBI's taxonomy places the organism in Eukaryota, Metazoa, Arthropoda, Insecta, Diptera, Drosophilidae.
AUGCGCCACACAGCCAUUACGCUAUUGAUAGCCCUGUUCAUCAGCCAAGCGUUAGCAGAGCUGAAGGUUAAAUUUGUGGCCCGCGUGGCCAACGUCAAUGAGGCUCACAUCUUGAAUGCGAGAAAUGAUAAUGAAGCAGAGGAUAUAAGUCAUAUCACUGAUGCAAAGGACAUUGGGGAUGUUGAUAAAGAUCCGACAUUGCAAUCGAGCAUUGACGAACGGAGCUGUGAAAAAAUUUGCCCACGUUACUACCGCCCGCUCUGUGUAAGCCGUGAUGGUGAACUAAUUACAUAUGCGACGCCCUGCGAGUUUAAGAAUGAGCUCCAGUGUGCGCGUGUAGCACAUAAAAGGGACGUGCCGCUGCCGAAAUAUAAGGUGCUCUUUGAUGGUGCCUGUGAGUGAAUAUA